AUGUGCACGUACAGCGACCCGAUCUGCCCCGCGUGUGAGUGCAAGCACAGGACCACUAUCGCCACCUGCGCCAAGUACAACAUCUACAACGCGUGCCCGAUCAGGGACUACGGCCCGUUCCUGUUCAAGUUCUGCACCAGGUGCGCGGACAAGUACAUGGACGAGAACAAGAACCUCUGCGUGGGCGAGAUGAUGUUCCUGACCUCGGACAAACCCAUGACCCUGGACACGAUCAUACACGUGCUCGAGACCGGGUACAAGGCGUGCUCUAGGUGCUCUACUGAGGUACAUGACGAGCACACGAGCUCGGUCAAGAGUAGGGCCAAGAUGCCGAACGCGCUCCUGCACCUGCUCGAGAACGUGGCCCCGGCGAGGGUCACCAUCAUGAACAUGCUCUCGGCGACGAACUUGGCCACAGUCUGCUACGCGUGCCCGAUCCUGCUCACGAACUGGGAGAAAGAGACGUUCCUGAAGCCGAUCAGGGACUUGCCUGAGCAGGAGGAGUGGAUCAGGGACAGGGUCGCGAAGGGGUCGACGGUCAAGAUCUUAGGCGCCAACAUCCCCCUGUGGCUGACCAGGAUCAGAGCCCCGAGCAAGUACUGGAGUAGGUUCAACCAGCACACCACGGUCGCGAUCUGGAUCAUGACUGAGCGCACGGACGAGGAGCUGGAUCAACUCACCGACCUGAUCGAGGACAUACAGAUGACCAUGGACUACUAUCGGUAUGACCCCUACAACCCGCGGUCGUACAACAUCUGGGACCAGUACGGGAACGUGCUGCAGGAGACGACCGACACCGAGCUCAUGCUCGAGAACAUGAGGAAGUCCCUCCACGAGUACGAGAGCGAGGUCAAGUCCAUGCCCAGGCCCCCGGGCUCCUUCGAGACCCUCACCAGGUCCGACAUUCCGGAGUGGCACCCGACUGCGGACGCCGGCACGGCCUCCCAGUCGCACGAGGUGCGGAGGUGGUUCACGUGCCCGAGCGACUCCACGGACUUACUCAAGCUCGUGUACGGCGCGGAGGUGACCUCCACCAGGCGUGACUGGAUGAACUCCAUCGUGACCUGGGUCCCGCCCCUGAUCGUGAACUGGGACGAGACCACGACGAGCGCUUGGGACGUAGUCGCGGUGGUGAGCUGGUGCAUGGUCCUCAACCAGUGGGGGUGCAAGUUGGAGAAGAGGGUCAGCACUUCGCACGAGGAGGUAGCCGCGGACCGGGAGCCGACCGCGAACGCCGUCUGGAUCCAACUCUCCUUCGAGUCCCCGUCCGCCGACCCGUCGCUGGUGCUCAUGCCGGUCUAG
Molecule: messenger RNA, 1302 nt
Organism: Saxophila tyrrhenica
Lineage: Eukaryota; Fungi; Ascomycota; Dothideomycetes; Mycosphaerellales; Extremaceae
Exons: 2
Coding region: 1-1302 (433 amino acids)
Source: RefSeq, a predicted model, not a curated record